Molecule: messenger RNA, 1907 nt
Organism: Notothenia coriiceps (black rockcod)
Lineage: Eukaryota; Metazoa; Chordata; Actinopteri; Perciformes; Nototheniidae
Gene: pphln1
Product: periphilin 1
Exons: 8
Coding region: 134-1051 (305 amino acids)
Biological process (GO): negative regulation of gene expression, epigenetic; protein localization to heterochromatin; negative regulation of DNA-templated transcription
Cellular component (GO): nucleoplasm
Source: RefSeq, a predicted model, not a curated record
CCCUCUUCCAAUAAAGUAGCCGCCUGUCCAUGUAGCUAGCUACUAGCUACCGUGAAAUGCUAAGCUAACCAAACGAUAGAGAGAAAGAUUGUGUUGAAGAUCGGUACAUCACUGCGACUAACGGAGGUCCAAAAUGGCGUACAGGAGAGAGCGGAACAUACGAGACGUGUACGAUGAGCGCUUUUUAACAGAGAGACCGGGUGCGUACCCGCGUCCUGCUGGGCCGAUGGAGAGGAGGGUCCCCUUUGGCAGGCCGGAGGAAGAUUAUGGCCGCGGCGGGUACGAAUAUGAAGCAGGACCACGCUACUUCCCGAACGAAGGAGCGCCACGAAAUUAUCAUGAAGAUCAGAGGGCCUACCACGGAGACAACAUCCACUUCCCUGCAGAGCGGAGAGCUGUUCCGCCGCCUGCAAGGAGGGAGGAGUAUCCUUACAGAGUUCCCAGGGAAGAGCCCCUCCCAGGAAGGCCUCUGGAGUUUGGCGCCCGUGCACCACAACCCCACAGCGCACGAAACCAAGGCCUCUACCCGGCCCCCCGGUCGCUGCCCGAGAGCGGAGAGGACACGCUGGUGCAGGCCAUCCUCAACCUAGACAGAGGGUACGAGAGAGACCUCUUCAGGAGGAAGGCCGCCCCGUUCCCCCCCCCCAGAGAGCGCUCCCCGUUGCGCCGCGAGGUGGCCCGCUCCCCCCACAGCCGCUCGGGCUCCAGCGUCAGCAGCAGAGGAUACUCCCCGGACCGAGCCAAGAGCCUGCCGUUCCCCUCACAGCAAGGCAAAAGUGUGGACGUUCCAGAGGGUCAUGCAGGUCUAGCUGAGCCCCUCUGGGGGGCGCUCUAUCCUCAACAGAUUGGACAUGAAACUUUGGGUCUGUACAUAAAGCCAUUUGAAACAAGUUCAGACUUGGGUGACAAUAAGCAAAUCUUCUCUUCCUCUCUCGUCUCCUUGCAUCCUUGUCCUGUCAGAAGGAAAUGUUGUGGCUUCCUAUUACUGACACUAAGUUUGGAGAAGGAUACAAGGAUGGAGGACAGACUUAAGGGCCUGCAAAAGCUUUAAACCUAUAGAAGAUAAUCAAAUAAAUGAACCUCGGUUAAAUAAUUGCCCUUAAGUAUUCUAGCUAUAAUAAACUCCGAAUUGACCCGGAAGUUAUUUCACCCAGGUCUGAAGUUCGUCGCACAGAAUUCUGUUUGUUCACUAGUUCCUAGUGGUGACUGUAAUGGGUUCCUCUGUGGUAGCACCUUCCUUGCUUCCUACUCUGAUCUGUAAAUAUGACAUAUCAUAUGCUAACCUUGCAGAUGCAUGUAGACAUUUUAAAGUAAUUGACUAAAUCAUAAGAUAUGCUUUAUGUAAUCCUACAUGAUUCCCCCUUUGGUUAUCAGACGGUGUGCACCUGCUCUGGCAAUGACGCAUUUAAUAAGGCUUUGUGCAGGAACUGUACAUAUUACAGUUAAUAUUAAAGCUCUAUGUCCCUAUUCAUAUGCUGGCAAACUGCAUACUUGGAUAGUCUUAGUAAAGUGGUGCAGUGAUGAGCUAAAAGCAAAGGGUCCCUCAACCUGUGAAACCCUCAAUAGAGUGUGUUAACCACAGACCUUAUUUCAGACAUCUAAGCCAAAACGCAUUAAAAAAAAAGUGACUUCAAAUAAGAAAAUCCGAAAGUUGAAAAAUGCUAAUUUCCGGGUCGUUGGACUCAUUCCUGCACCACUCUAUGCCUGAUUGAAUCUUAGAUUUGUAUUUUUCUUUUUUCUGUUACUGACAUUGGACAUGUGCUGCCUUUCAAGUUUUACAUGACUAAUUUCGCAGCAUGUCGGCAACAAAUCUAAGAUUAACUGAACUUGCUAGCAUUUGUUCAUUUGUAUGCUUUGUAUACCUAAACCAGGGGUGUCCAAACUACGGCCCGGGGGCCAAAUGCGGC